Messenger RNA from Mya arenaria, 1582 nucleotides. Its product is annotated as salivary glue protein Sgs-3-like. The record is from RefSeq and is a predicted model, not a curated record. NCBI's taxonomy places the organism in Eukaryota, Metazoa, Mollusca, Bivalvia, Myida, Myidae. The coding region runs from base 44 to 727 and encodes 227 amino acids. The transcript has 5 exons.
CUCGGAGUAAGGAAUUAGCUGAAGUAUUGAAGUUGAAGAAAUCAUGAGACUCAUCUUUGUUUUUGGCACCGUCAGCUGCCUGAUUGGUGUAUCAUAUGCAACAGUGAAUUCGAAAUGCUCAGAAACAACAGAGUGUAACACCACCCAGAAUGAAAUAUGCGAGCAUGGAUACUGUAAGAUAAAAAUUCAGGGUACGUGUUUUGUGGACCAGACCCCAACACCAACGGAAGCUCCUCCACCACAAGCUGGUGGUAAUGGUCCAACGCUUGCACCAGUAGGAAAUUCCGGAGUAAAUGGCACCACGACUACCAAACCCACAUCUGAAACAUUACCACCUAAAACGGGAGCUGGUGCUACCAAUCAAUCCAACACCACAACAAAGACGCCUUCAACAUCACAAACAAUAUCAACAGCUAACACCACAGCCAGCACAGCGACAAAACAACCAACAACCACAUUGACACCGAAACCAACAACAGUUCAACGAAGAAAGCGUCGGGAUGCAUCGUCAACAACCCAAACAAUGGCACAAAUGACUGACAAACAGGAAUGCGUAGAAAAUUCUUCGUGUAUAAAGACGGCUGGAAGCUCAAACAUGACUUGUCAAUGUAAGGAUGGAUUUGCCAAUGACAACGGCUUCUGUCAAGCACAAAGCUCAGCAUCAAGUCUGCGAUUGGGAUUUUUCACUGCUGUGAUGGCGACUCUAUUUGUGUGUGUUAGCUUGUAAAGGGAUUGUUUUGUGUUGUGGGGUUGUUUGAAAAAGCCUUUGUGGAUCAUCUCAUUAACGACAGAUAUCAUUUUAUGACACAACUGGUAAGCUAUCGUCAUUCUUUUACAAGUACCAUAUAUUUAUUCUAAAAAAUUGUGCCUUAAUAAUUUAACAUAAGAAGGUGCAUCAAUAUCGAACAAGUUAAUCGCGACUACCGGAGAUGGGUGAUUCAUUAUUUUAUUUUGUAAUUGUCUGGCGUUGGCAUUUAAUAAAAUGUGUUUAAAGCUUUUAUGAAAUAUAAGUGUACCCAUGUUGUAUAAUGCCCUUCAAAAUCUGGGAAAUACAGAUCUAUCUUUAAUACCAAGAAGAUUUGACGUCACAUUGCCCACUGACUUCAAGAUCACUAAAAUACCCGAUUUUGCCUGUCGCUGUUCAUUAAUGACUUCAAAUGGUUCUACGAUGCCCAUUUCUGCUGCUUACGCUAUUCAAUUUUGAAGUAGUACUUUUAUUUUACGUCCUAUUUACUAUACGCCUAAUUUCUAUAUAUUGCGGUUCAAGUGAUUUACUUCACAGCUGUUACAACUUGAGAAUUAAAAUCGACAAAGGCUUUUUCAAAACAUGUAUUGACAGUAUCCGUCCACAAAAUGGCUUGAAAACAUGUAUAAUUCCAGUAGAUAUGAACAUUGGGUUUUGAAAUGUCGAAACUCUAGUAGACGAGUUACUUGUAAACUUCCUUUGCCUGAUGACGCAGUUUGCAGAUACCAAGGUCACAAGGACUUACACGCAACAGAGUGCAGCUUUUUAUACUGGUGAUUGUAUCUUGUUUUCGCCUUUUGUAUGUUUCAGUUGAGUCAAUAAAAUAUAUUUUCAUAA